Molecule: messenger RNA, 904 nt
Organism: Pelodiscus sinensis (Chinese soft-shelled turtle)
Lineage: Eukaryota; Metazoa; Chordata; Testudines; Trionychidae
Product: UPF0462 protein C4orf33 homolog
Source: RefSeq, a predicted model, not a curated record
AUGAAGGCUCUGUGUAUUUUAGCUGUUAUUGUGGCAUGUGUAGCUGGUCCUAUCCAUCACUCUCUCCUAAGCAGUAGAAAUGUUUUCACUAAUAAUCAUCAGACAAAAUCACUGGAGAGUAAAACAAGGGAGUUGGAAUAUAAGAUUACAAGAACCUGGGACAGCAUUGUUGUGAUGCAUGAGCCUGUAACCAUCAGAUUUAAGGCAGGUGACCAAGGAUUAAUAAUGCAAGUGAAUUCCCUAUUCUUUAAUGACCCUUCUGCUCCAUCUGGUGAGCCAGGGAAGCCUUUUGAUGGACUUUGGGAUUAUGAAGUUGUUGAAUCUUUUUUUCUGAAUAGUGAGACUGAAAACUAUCUGGAAGUAGAGCUUUGCCCGCAUGGACAACAUCUUGUAUUAUUACUCUCUAGAGGAAACUGUUUUAAAAAAGGACUUGACUUGGUAUUUAAAGCAGACAUAAACUGGAGCAAAUGGAAUGGCACAGCAAUUAUUCCUUGGAGCUAUUUCCCACCUGGUGUUGACAAGAUGAAUUCAUAUGCCAUCCAUGGAUCUGGGAUUGGAAGAACAUAUGAGGCACUUUAUCCAAUACCUAGAGAGGAGAUUGAAUUUGAUCAGAAGCCUAAUUUUCAUCGUCUGGAGUAUUUCAAAAGCUUCAGUCUAAAGUGGAUUAUGGGAGAGAACUGGGAGCAACCAGCAUCAGACCUGUGGAUAUAGCUUAAUCAGUGUCUACAAUCAAGUAACACUCUAAAUCACAAACACAGUUAUUAUUUUUAUAUAUAUAUAUAAAAACACUUCAGCAAAAACUAACAGCCUCUAUCCUCCAAAUACUUUAAAAGUCUAUUUUUAGAUUUCUGGAAUGAAGUUGUAUUUUGUCACUUUUUCAACUGAUGUGGCAAUUAAAAUAAAG